Messenger RNA from Aspergillus aculeatus ATCC 16872, 468 nucleotides. RefSeq names its product type II 3-dehydroquinate dehydratase. Lineage: Eukaryota; Fungi; Ascomycota; Eurotiomycetes; Eurotiales; Aspergillaceae. The transcript has a single exon. Bases 1 to 468 code for a protein of 155 amino acids. Gene Ontology annotation, molecular function: 3-dehydroquinate dehydratase activity. The record is from RefSeq and is a predicted model, not a curated record. Gene Ontology annotation, biological process: quinate catabolic process.
AUGCCGACCUCCGCCCCCAAGAAAAUCCUCCUCCUCAACGGCCCCAACCUCAACCUCCUCGGCACCCGCGAACCGCACAUCUACGGCAGCACGACUCUGCCCCAAGUCGAGACCGCCUGCGCGGAGCGCGCCACCGCGUUGGGCGCAACGCUGCAAUCCUUCCAGUCGAACCACGAGGGCGCACUGGUGGACCGGAUCCAGCAGGCCCGGACGGAGAAAGUCGACGCCAUCAUCAUCAACCCGGGGGCGUACACGCACACGAGCGUGGCGAUCCGCGACGCGCUGCUCGGGGUGGCGAUCCCCUUUAUCGAAUUGCACGUCAGCAACGUGCACGCGCGGGAACCCUGGCGCCACCACAGCUACUUCUCCGACAAGGCGAGUGGGAUUAUUGUCGGGUUGGGGGUGGAUGGGUAUACCAUUGCGGUGGAGCAUGUUGUCAGGAAGUUUGCGAAGUUGGAGUAUAAAUAA